Tribolium madens (black flour beetle) is the source of this 3521-nucleotide messenger RNA. RefSeq lists its product as uncharacterized. The transcript has 10 exons. The record is from RefSeq and is a predicted model, not a curated record. Lineage: Eukaryota; Metazoa; Arthropoda; Insecta; Coleoptera; Tenebrionidae. The coding region runs from base 162 to 3407 and encodes 1081 amino acids.
GGCAUAAUUCAAAUUUUCAGACAUGCGCGUCUUGUAGAGCGUUAAAAAUUGUGGUCGAAAAUUUGAGUUUGACUAUUUCAUAGAUUUAAAAAACAUUUUCUUCUAGUUUUAUAAGUGUGUAGUUUUAGUGGUUUUAUAACUAUGUUGUAAGAAAUUCAAUCAUGGAAGAAGCAAACAGAACAAACAACGACUACGAAGAUGUCAGUGUCACUGGGCUCACUCCAAGCGUUUUUCAUGAUGUUUGUAACAACAUAAUCAAGGAAUUAAACAAAUCUUCCUCCGCUUUAAAACUUUUUCCAAAAAAUGAGACCAAAAAACAACAUAAACUCCGUCCAUCGAUGGUCGACCGAGACCUCGCCCGCUCUCGGCCAAAACGUUCGGUCGUGAGCAGUACUCCCAUGCCAUGUAUCCACCAGAAAAACUUUCUUCCGAGCACCUCGGAUUUAGUCUCACCCAUUCGCAGCAUUUCUGCCGUCAAACCGACCAAACCGAUGCAUUCUCGCACCAAACUUUUCACCGUAACUAACGAUACUCCGAUUACAGUUUCUUCAACUAGCAGUGCGCAUGCAGAGUCGUCUUCGCACGCAAAGUCUUUGGUCAAAGGCCAGAGCGUGGAGAACCUUGCGGUGACGUUACAUCGGAGUAGCGAGGAUGUUGAGGCGUCCCAUUGCGACGAGCUUCAAGACAAAGCUCAACGCUUGGAGAACCUUGUUUCGUCCUUACGUCAAAAAAAUGGGAACCGUUUCUAUACCAUUGAUAAAAUGGUGCAAACUUCCAACACUAAUUCAACUUUACAGGGAGUGAGAAAACUCGCAAGAAAUAGUAAUUCUAGGGUUGAUAUUUCAUUGAGUCCGACUGAAGAACGUGAGUUUGAGGUAAUGGGUUCGAGUGAGGGAUUUUCGACCGUGCUCGACAAAUUAGAAAAAAAUUUCUUUAACAGACCUGAUGAUGGUCCUAUAGCGAAACAUUUACCGGAAAUUAAUAUUGGAUUACCGUGGCGAGCAACGAGUGGACUACUCGGAAAUGUUCCUUUAGAAGCGAAUUCUUUGGUAACACCCGUAGAUUCUGAUGAGGAAUCUCUUGAUGAAACGUUCUUGCCGAAAAGGCAUCCGAAAACGAAAGUUUUCAUUAAUAAAAAGAAGCUGACUAAAGCUUCUGGAACUGUUUUGAAUAAUAGAAGUUCAGUCGACAAAAGAAACGAAAGUAUUCUCGAUGGAAGAAAUCUGGAUAGUACUCUUUCUGACGAGGUUUUCUACCCUUCUGAAAGACCGGAAAAGGACAAAGAACCAAUGAAAAUUACGACGAAGGGGAAACAAAAAAGAAGACUUGAAAGUUUAACAGAAGAAGGAGAACGAGGACAUUUAAGAAAUACAAAUGUUGCAGAAGUUAAAGAUAAGAAAAAACAGAACAAAGCUGAGAGUCCAUUGAAAAAACAAAUACAACAGAAUGCAAAGGUUAGCAAAAUGAAAGAGAAGGAAAAGACGAUACGUGACGAAGAAGAAAUGGUGUCGAUUGUUAAAAAUUAUAUUGAAGAAGGUCAUUCUGGACAAAAUAUGGAUUGGGAAAGCUCGAUGCAAGAAAAAGAUAAUGUCGGAGAGAAAAAUAAAAACGUUGCAAGUUCAAGGAAACAACAAAAAAAACUAGAUCCAGCUGACAGACCGUCACCAAAACGGAUAAGGAAUAAUAUAAACAACUCCAAAAUGUCAAACAAGAAAGGCAAGCAAAAUAUGACACGAGACGAUACAGAAAUGGUGUCAUUUAAUACAGAUUGUACAGAUAACUGGAGAAAAGAUUUAUUUGGCGAAAGUUUGAUAGAAGAAAAGGAACAUUUGGGAAAAGGAAAUAAAUUAGUUCAAAGUUCACAAAAAAGAAAGAAGAAACAGAACAGAGCUGAAAGUUUGUUGAAAAAACAAAAAAAGUUAAUAAUGAGUGUUUCAGACAAGAAAAACAGACAAAAUGCAAUAUUAAAUGACAGUGAUACGGAUGAAAGGGAAAUGAUAUUAGUUAAAGUGGACGUACAUAAAAACCCUACGCGCAAAGACAAUAGGAACCAAGUUAAAACUUGUAAACAAGUGAAAAAUUUAGACAAUGUUGAUCUUUUGGUAUCAGGAUUAGAAAUGAUGCCUAGUAGUGAAGAUACGUCUCGUGAUGUUGAGACAAUUUUUACUUUAAAUGAACAAGAGAUUAUUUCCGAUGCACCAGAAAAGAACGAUAUGGAACACCCACCUGGUACCAGUAAGAAAACAUCAGUAACUAAGAGCAUUAAGAAAACAAGUGAAAAAAGUCCAGUGAGAAAAAUACAAAAUAAAAAGAGAAAAGAAGUGUCUUUGUCAAAACGUCAAACAAAUGUUCAAGGCGGUUCAACAACUGAAGGAAUUGAAACGAUAGCAGACGAGUCAACAGGAACACGAAGAUCGGGAAGGCAACGUAAACAAACUAAGUUCGCUAUACCUGGUUACAUCUCAUGUACCGAACAUGAUAAAUAUUAUAAAGUUGCAACGUUGGUAAAGAGUCUAUCACAAGUUCCAGUAAGAGAUUCAAUUCGAUGUUCUGCCUUGCAAAAACAACGUACUGAAAAAAAUCAAUUGUCACCAAUUAAGGAGAUCGGAUAUGAAGUCGAAAAUAACACUAAAAACUCUAAAGUGACAAGAGGGAGAACUAAGAAACCGGCGAAAAAACAAACAAGUAAAGAACAUAAGAAGCCAAGAUGUCAAGAAACUAAAACUAAAUCAAGAGACGAAAGAGAUGUAACCACAAGUGAAAGAACUGAAGAAAAUGUAGUUUCAUUUGAUGAAAAUACAAGAAAUACUGUACAAAAUACUGAAACACUUCAAAGGCUAGAAAACGGUGUUUCAGGGACCUUUUGUUUUGAAGAUUUACACGACACUCUCUCUUAUUCAACAUCAUUGCAAGGGAAGGUCAGCAAAAAUUCUGUCAUAUCUGGAAGAGUAUCUAAACGGUCUAGUACUAGAACUAUUGAGAAAAAACUUAGGGAUUCUUUAAAAAGGACAGUUGAGAAUCAACUCAACCCGAAGGAUCCUUAUGUAAACUGCCCUGCAACUAAUACGCUAAUUAGGUACAGUUUUAAAAAACCAGUUUACCAACAGAUGGACAGUUUGCCUGGUGUAACUUUUGCUGUUAUGGAGGGUAUAAAUACUGGAUGGUUAAAAUUAAGCGGAGGGGUGACAAAACCGUUAUAUAGAACUAAAAAUCACACUAUGUCUUUCACUGUUAUAGAAGGGCAAGCAGAAGCUGGAAUACAAAACAAGUGCGACUUAUAUAAAAAACAUGACACAUUUGUUGUUCCUCAAGGUGCGGAAUAUUACGUGAAAAAUCACAACAAAACUAAACAGUUGUUACUGCUCUUUACCAGGUACGUAGAUGCAGAAAAAUCUACGCUACAAUGAUUCUCUUGGCAAAAAAAUAUAGUCAAUGGUCAUAAUUAUCUUGUUUCUCUUGUUUUCUACUUAUAGUUCUAAUGAAACAUUUCUAUAUUUUUUUCAUAAAUAAAUACAGUUAAA